Molecule: messenger RNA, 1468 nt
Organism: Lactuca sativa (garden lettuce)
Lineage: Eukaryota; Viridiplantae; Streptophyta; Magnoliopsida; Asterales; Asteraceae
Product: acyl-lipid (9+3)-(E)-desaturase
Biological process (GO): lipid metabolic process
Molecular function (GO): oxidoreductase activity, acting on paired donors, with oxidation of a pair of donors resulting in the reduction of molecular oxygen to two molecules of water
Source: RefSeq, a predicted model, not a curated record
UUCUUUUAUUUAAACCACCUAUCACCUAUGCAUUCUGUGAAGGGAAUUGAAGAAACAGUCCAUCGCACGCAGGGAGGAGAUUGAGAGAGUAAACGCUAGUUUCAAGUGAAAAGCCUAGGGCUGUUUAACCCGAUCGAUUCAGGUUAGUAUCUGGUGAAGAGGUAAAAUGGGAGCAGGAGGAUGUAUGUCUGUUUCUGAAACAAAACCCGAAGAAAAGAAGAAUCCGUUGAAGCGAGUCCCUUGUGCAAAACCUCCUUUCACAAUCAGUGAUAUCAAAAAAGCCAUCCCUCCCCACUGUUUCAACCGUUCCCUCACCCGUUCCUUCUCCUACGUCAUUUACGACCUUGUGAUCAGCUUCCUCCUCUACCACAUCGCCACCACCUACUUCCACCGCCUCCCAACGCCUCUCUCCUCCCUCGCAUGGUUAGCUUACUGGGUUGUUCAAGGCUGUGUUCUCACCGGCGUUUGGGUCUUAGCCCACGAAUGCGGUCACCACGCAUUUAGCGAUUACCAAUGGGUUGACGACACCGUAGGCUUUCUCCUCCACUCCGCCCUCCUCGUACCUUACUUCUCAUGGAAAUACAGCCACCGGCGCCACCACUCCAACACCGGGUCACUCGAACGCGACGAAGUGUUCGUCCCAAAGCCCAGAUCCAAAAUCCCAUGGUACUCAAAAUACCUAAACAACCCACUGGGCCGAAUCAUGAGCCUGUUCGCCACCCUCACUCUAGGCUGGCCGUUAUACCUAGCAUUCAACGUCUCCGGCAGACCCUACGACCGUUUCGCCUGCCACUACUCCCCCAACAGCCCUAUAUACAACGACCGCGAACGCCUCCAGAUCUGGCUCUCCGACGUCGGAAUCAUCACCAUGUCUUUGUUCCUCUACCGUGUUGCUCUUGUAAAAGGCGUGAGUUGGGUGAUUUUUGUCUACGGGAUUCCGUUGCUGAUUGUGAAUGGAUUCCUGGUAUUGAUUACUUACCUUCAACAUACACACCCGUCGUUGCCGCAUUAUGACGGGUCGGAAUGGGAUUGGCUGAGGGGGGCGUUGGCGACGGUGGAUAGGGAUUACGGCGUGUUGAAUAAGGUGUUCCAUAAUAUUACAGAUACACAUGUGGUGCACCAUUUGUUUUCAACGAUGCCUCAUUAUAAUGCGAUGGAGGCGACGAAAGCUGUGAUGCCGGUGCUUGGGGAGUAUUAUCAGUUGGAUGAGACGCCGUUUUAUGUUGCCAUGUGGAGGGAGGCUAAGGAGUGUUUGUUUGUGGAAGCGGAGGGAGAGGGAGGAGGAGUGUUUUGGUAUAAGAAUAAGAUGUGAAUUAAGUAAUUAAAGAUUAAAGAUUAAAGAUUAAGGAUUAAGGAAUUAAGGUUAGGUUGUGUUUUUGUUUGUGUGGUUGUGGUUUAAAUGUAGUGUUCGAGUGUUUGGUAUUUUGUUAGUUUAAUGAACAUGGAGUAGUUCCUUCUUUUAAGACAA